Messenger RNA from Symbiodinium natans, 3372 nucleotides. Lineage: Eukaryota; Dinophyceae; Suessiales; Symbiodiniaceae. The record is from the annotation of a GenBank genome assembly.
AUGGCAUCGCAAGAUGACAUAAGCGAUCUUGAGGUUGACCCUGGCCAAGGCGUGCACUUGCCCCAAGGUGCACAGGCGAGCCAGGCUUCAGCGUCAGCAGCACAGAAUCCGUUCAGCCCUGGCAGUCCGCAAGCGCAGGGUAUGCAUGUGACGCCAGAUGAUAUGAUGACCAUGAUGAGACAGAUGAUGGAGGCGACGACUGCAGCAGCAACCGCUGCACAGGCUGCCCUGAGUGCAGCAACGUCGCAAGGCAAUGCAAAGCAGGGAAUUGCAGGCAGUGACAUGGCCCGCAUUCUCCCGAAACCCGAUGUGUUUAAGCCUGCCACGAGAGAGGAAGAGCAUGGCAUGUGGCUGCAGUGGUUUUGGAGCCUCAAGCAGUACUUAUGUGCCCUUGAUUCUGCUUUUGGAGAUGAAAUUGCAUAUCUUGAGCAGCACCCUGAUGAAGAGGGUCAAGGGUAUAAAAGUCCUGAGGCAGCCCAACGAUCCAAGCAGCUGUUUGCACUCUUGUGCAGCCUUGUGAAGGGCAGGGGCCUGCAGCUGAUCCAGCGAGUGCCUGCCCAGUCAGGCUUCGAGGCCCUGAGGCAGCUCAUCCAGCUGUUUCAGCCGACGUCGAGAACGCGAUCGCUUGGCAUCUUGAGUGCAAUCACCAGCAUGAACCACUUCAAGGGCAAUGAGCCAUUGUUGCCUCAAGUCUUAGAUAUGGAACGUAUCUUUGAGGAGUAUGAACGCAGUAGCGGCAAGAAAUUGGACGAUGAUUUCAAGACCAGUAUUUUUCUUCGUUCAAUCACCCAGAGCAUGCGCAACCAUCUCGCGACAAUUCUUACUGAAGAUGUCACGUAUGAUGCCUUGAGGGAAGCCGCCUUGCGUUUUGAAAGAAUGAAUGCCAAGUGGGAUGCUCGCAAUCUGUUUGCAGGAGACAGCCUCUUUGCCAACAGGAGGCAACCUGCAGGGCCUAACGAUGGGCCCGUGCCGAUGGAGGGCAGAGGCGACAAAGGCCAGAAAGGAAACCCCAAAGGUCCUGAUGCAGGCAAAGGUGCCCGACAGAAUGUCAUCUGUCAUGCAUGCGGCAAGCGAGGGCAUUACAAGAGUGAGUGCUGGCAGAACGUGCAACAUGUGCAGGGAGAUGAUGCGAGCACCACUGCCCCCAGCACGGCUGGACCGUCAGCGUCGCAAGUCAGGCCAUCUCCUGACACCAGCACAACAAUGCGUUCUGUGAACAUGGUUCAGAUCGACAUGACGGGUGACUGGUGCGGUGGAAGCAUCAAUGCACUCACCGCGGACUCUUGUCCCGCUGCCGGGGAUGAUUUCCUCAAGGUUGUUAAGUCGCUAGCCCUGAUCCCGCACGGGUACCCUAGCCUCCCCAACCUUGUGCCAGUGCAGGAGAGCAACGAUCUCGUUGCGAUUGCCGAGCCAGAAUGCACAGUGUUUGCUCAGGCGAUUGCCGAGCCAGAAUACACAGUGUUAGCCCAGCAGUGCGGUGUUGAGGUCUAUGAUAUGUCAGCAACAGACGGUGAUGAAGAUUGGACCGUUUGUGAUGGUGUGCUUCCUGCCACAGCCACUACGGAAGUGACAUCAGGCGUGUAUGCCAGGCGUGACAUGUCCGACUGCCUUCUUGAUUGCACUGUCCCUUUGACGCACUUAGGAGUCCAGUUCCGGACUACGCUAAGGCAAGAGGCGAGUGGCUGGGCUGUUUUCGAACUGAACACGCCGCUGAGCUCACUUGACCUGUCAGAAGCUUCCUUUGUGCCGAGCCGCAUCCACAAUAUCAUCACCAUCGGAUCAUGCAGCAAAAUCAACAUCGAUGAACUGUUUGGGAGAGUGCCGCCAGCCCGGCGAGACCAUGUAUCGGAAGAUGCAGAGUCCGAUGCAGGGUUACCAGACGUUCCGAUAGGUGGAGUUGGCAACAUAGCGGGACCCGAUGACGAAAUCCAGGAAGGAGAUGAGCUUCCGGGGCAAGAGGCGGAGGAAGUGAUGCAGCCGGCCAUGCGUGCACAUGUGGUUGUGGAAGGGGUUGAGCUUCAUGAGGGAUGCACCUUGUCCACAUUGCGAGCUGCUUGCACGGCAUUGGGCAUCGGCAAGAGUGGAGGCAAGGCAACCGUCUUGCAGCGCAUCCACAACUUCAUGGACCGCCAGAGAUUGCUCGCACGACAUCAGAUCGAGGAUGCAAGAGUCCAAUUGCCCCGAGAGCAAGCACCCGUUUCUGAGCCUACUCCUGAGGAAAUGCGUCGCCACGCAUUGUCGCAUAUCCCUUUCAUGCCUUGGUGCGAGCACUGCGUCAAGUUCCAAGCCCGUGCUGACCGCCAUGUCCAAGCAGGAACCGUGGCGUUCAAGUUCAUGGUUGCACAGAAGUCGCGGAUGAAACUUGAUACGCAUCUUGAACAACUGGAGGCCGCUGACCACCAAGCAAACCCCAGCGAGCAAACCGUGGAUCAGCUCAGGCAGCUCACGGGAACGCUGCUAAGCCAAGUUGAAGCCGAGACUGGCCAAAAGGUCAGCACGAUGUCUCCACUCCAUGCGUGGGCGUGGAAGCACGCGUGUUGGCUGCAGAUGCGCUACGGGCGCAGUGGAUUUGCCAGUCCGUUUGAAGUGAUAACAGGGCGCCCGUACAAUGGCAAAGUUGUGGGGUUUGGAGAGGUUGUUUUCGCAAGGAUUAAGAGUUCUAUCAAGGGCAAAGCCAGAUGGAUAAAGAUGUUGUGGUUGGGAAAGUUGGGGGUAUCAGAUUUGCAUUUUGGAGUCACACCUGGAGGUUUCUUGAUUUCCAGCAGGAGCGUCAGACGGCUGCCAAAGCAGUACGAUGCAUCUUUGCUUGAGUCACUGCGCGACAUGCCAUGGAGUCAAGCAAGCUUCCUUGCAGGGCAAGUCGGCCAGGCCAGAAUGCAGAGAACCCCUGUUCGAGGAGAAGAAGAAGAGGUGCAACAGCCUCUGCCUGAGGUUGUGUUGCCUGAAAGACCACCACUUCCAUAUCCCGGUUAUGUCCUGCCUGACAAUGCACCGCUUGAAGAACUCAUUCCUCCACCAGCCAUUAUUGCAUCAGGCACACCGGAACCUCCUACGCCUGUUCAAACAUCGGCCGAGACACCGCUUCCCACGGCUGCCGAGCCUAGCACGCCCAUGCUUGUUGAUUCCGAUGCACCACCACCACAGCAGGAGGCGAGGCCAUCAGGGGCAGGCGGGGAUGAGCAGCCAGCACCCAAAAGGGCACGAAUCCGGUUGCGCUUAGAUGCAGUUCAAGUGGACAAAGACGGCAACGAACUACACAAUGUCGAUGAACAGAUUGAACUCUUCGAUGAGGCUGCUGAAGGUUUCAUGGACUGUGAGGAGUCCGAGGCUUGGGACAACUACGACGAUGACGCUGGUGCGCGGGGUGUUUAG